GUCUUGAGUGACGGAGACACACUCAGAUUAUAUCAGUGUAGUCAAAGCAGUUGCUCUGACAGCUAACAGACAAAAAACCCACGUGUUUAGUUACCAGUGAUUUGUCAAUGGCGUACAGGUAACUCGUCUUAAAGGUGCAGGUGCUCCUCUGUUCCUCAUGGAUGGCUGCAACAACACUGUCUUUUUCCCAGCCCCUAACUAAAGCCUUGACUUUAUCAGCAUGGACGGCAUUGGACAGAAGUACUUCACGCCCAUUGACUUUGUGUUAUUUGCCCUGCUCCUGGUGGCCUCCAUGGCAAUAGGACUGUAUUAUGCCCUCUCUGGAGGACGGCAAAAGACCACACAAGAGUUCCUGUUGGCAGACAGGAGCAUGAGUUGCCUGCCCCUUUCCCUCUCUCUCAUGGCUUCGUUCCAAUCCGCUGUUGCUAUAGUGGGGACACCAGCAGAGAUCUACACCAAUGGCACACAGUACUGGUUCAUUGGCUGCGCUUAUAUCCUGGGGCUCCUGAUACCGGCCUACAUCUUCAUUCCAGUGUUCUACAGACUCCAUCUCACUAGUGCUUAUCAGUAUCUGGAGCUGCGUUUCUCCAAACCAGUCAGAAUAUGUGGGACGAUGACCUUUAUUUUUCAGAUGGUUAUUUAUAUGGGUGUUGGUAUAUAUACUCCAGCUCUCGCAUUGAAUGCAGUUACUGGUUUUCAUUUGUGGGGGACUGUAUUAGCCACUGGACUAGUGUGCACAAUAUACACAGCACUGGGUGGACUGAAAGCUGUCAUCUGGACAGACGUGUUUCAGACCGUGGUGAUGUUUGCAGGUCAGCUUGCUGUCGUCAUAGUGGGUGUGCAGAAGGCUGGUGGCAUUUCUGAAGUUUGGAGGAAAGUCACAGAGGGAGGCUUGAUCUCGGGCAUUGAUCUAAAUCCUGACCCGACUGUGAGACACACCUUCUGGACACUGGCGUUUGGUGGUGUGUUUCUGAUGCUCUCUCUCUAUGGUGUGAACCAGGCACAAGUGCAGAGGUACCUUAGCUCUCGCACAGAGAAAGAGGCUGUAAUGUCAUGCUACAUGGUAUUUCCCUGUCUUCAGGUUGCUUUGGGUCUAAGCUGUUUGAUGGGACUUGUUAUGUUUGCAUGUUAUGGUGGUAACAGCCCUUUAGACAAACAGUAUGUCACAUCUAAAGAUCAGAUGGUCCUAUACUUUGUCAUGGACAUGCUGCAGGACAUUCCUGGACUGCCUGGACUGUUUGUUGCAUGCUUAUUCAGUGCAUCUUUAAGCACAAUAUCCUCAGCUUUCAAUUCCUUGGCCACAGUAACAAUGGAGGAUUUCAUUAAGCCUCAAUAUCCCGCUAUAUCAGAGGCUAGAGCCACCCUACUGUCAAAGAUACUCGCCUUUUCAUAUGGCCUUUUAUGCCUUGCUAUGGCCUAUGCUGUCCAUCUGAUGAACAGUUCUGUUUUGCAGGCAGCUCUCAGUAUCUUUGGGAUGGUAGGAGGACCCUUGCUGGGACUCUUCUGUCUUGGGAUAUUUUUCCCUUCAGCCAAUAGCACUGGUGCUGUAACAGGACUGAUCGCUGGUCUCAUCAUGGCCUUCUGGGUUGGCAUUGGUGGAUUUGUGGCUCAGAUGUCAAGCGUUGCCAUUGAUCAUUCACACAAUGGCACUUAUCCUGUAUCAGCAGAAAACAUGACCUUGACUACAAUGACUUUGAUAUUAACUCCAGGCACUGCUAAAACGAGUAAACCUGUUGGGCUGCAUGGCUUCUAUUCCCUGUCUUACAUGUGGUACAGUGCUCUCAACUCCACUGUUGUGGUUCUUAUUGGACUUCUUGUCAGUCUCAUCACAGGCCCAAUGAAAAGCAGAGACUUAACAGCUGGCACAGUUUAUCCUCUACUAGAUAACAUGCGUUUUUUCCUGCAAAUCCUGCUGAAGCCCAAGCUUUGCUGUGGCUCACUUCCAGAGCACAGGCAAAUUACUACAAAUUGUGAGGAAAUGAAUGGUGUUGCCAAUCCAGAGAAAAAUACUGGAACAGAGGAAGAAAGAGAGACUUUUCUGCCACUAGGCCAAAGAUCUUAUUUAGAGAAGGAAACCUCAGUGUGACACACUAUCAGAAAUGCCAUGUCCGUUAUAAUUAGCAGUGCACUGGACUUUGAUGAAGUUAUAAUAAAUUACAGUGGUGUACAAGUGUUAUAUGAUAAUAUACUUCAUUUGUUUACAAAAUCUGUUUGAGCUGAGCCUAGGAAGAACCCCCCCCCCCUUUCUUUUUUUGAGGGAUGCGAGUAGUUCAUCUAAAAAGCUGCUUACAAUUAGGAACAAUUAGGUGAAUGUUUGUCAAAUUCAGAAACAGUGUGGUUGGUUGCACGAACCAGAUGGGAAGAAAAUCAAUUAAAUAUAUAUUUUUAUAAUUGACUUGUUUGGAAAAUUGGGGCCUGUUCAUAAUUAGCUGGAUUUGAUUGUUGUUGAUUUGAUAAAAAAAUUUUUUGAAGCUGUUGUCAUAUUUGUUUCCAAGUCAGCAAUGCAUAAGCUCAGACAUAUUUGACAUACUCUAAAAACAAGAUUACACAUUUAUUUUAAUGCAUAUGAUAUAUUAGUAAAUAUUUAAUUCGAUUAAUAAAACAAGGGUGUUUUCCUCUUAGAAAACAGUGAUAUCCAAUUUGUAGUUUUGUCUAUGACUAGACAUACACUAUAUGGCCAAAAGAAUGAGGACACCUGAUCAUCAGACCCAUAUGUGGGUCUUUCCCAAACUUUUGCCACAAAAUUGAAAGCACACAAGUGUCUAGAAUGUCUUUUUAUGCUUUGGUAUUGAGGUUUCCCUUCAGUGGAUACCUGGAUACCUGUUCCAGCAUGGCAAAGCCCCUGUGCACAAAGCGAGGUUCAUAAAAGUGGAAGAAUGGGUGGACUGCACAGAGCCCUGAACACCUCACUGAACACCUUUUGGGAUGAACUGGAACACUGAUUACACCUCAGGCCUCCUCACCCAAUAUCAGUACCUGACCUCACUAAUGCUCUUGUAGCUGAAUGAUCACAAAUCCUCACAGCCAUGCUCAAAAAUCUAGUGGAAAGCUUUCCCAGAAGAGUGAAGGUAAUUCUAACAACAAUAGGGGGAUUAAAUCCAGAAUGGAAUGUUCAAAAAGCACAUAUGGGUUUGAUGAUCAGUCAUCCACAUGCCUUUGACCAUAUAGUUUUUGUUUGAGUGGGUAUAUAAGAUAUAUUGCCAUUGCCACCCACAGCCUAAUUGAAGGAGUACUGUUAUAAAUAUGUUGAAUAAACACACACACACAUACACGUGUGUUUUAUGAGUUUAUUCAAAAUGGAUUUCUUUAUAAGUGUAUUUGAAUUAAUUGAAACUGUAAGCACAAUUUAAUUAGUUCAAGAUCUCGAAUUAGCAAACUGAGUACAAAUACCUGACUCCACAUUAGUGUACCAUAGCCACAUUAUUACUAUUGUCCUCUACAGGCUUGGGGUACCAUUUACGAUAGCAAAUCAUUGACUCACUGAUUAUGGUUUUGAGUUUCAAUGUGUCUGUCUCUUCUAGAGAAUACAGGACUGCACAGUUCUCUAAAACAGCUCGAUCUGGCUUAAACAAUAUGCUGCAUCAGGAUAAGUAUAUUUACAAAUAUAUAGCAUUACAUUAACA
This is a messenger RNA of Ictalurus furcatus (blue catfish), 3623 nucleotides long. It is a transcript of the gene slc5a6b, whose product is annotated as solute carrier family 5 member 6. The record is from RefSeq and is a predicted model, not a curated record. NCBI's taxonomy places the organism in Eukaryota, Metazoa, Chordata, Actinopteri, Siluriformes, Ictaluridae. Gene Ontology annotation, biological process: biotin transport; sodium ion transport; pantothenate transmembrane transport. Gene Ontology annotation, cellular component: membrane. Gene Ontology annotation, molecular function: sodium-dependent multivitamin transmembrane transporter activity. The coding region runs from base 221 to 2086 and encodes 621 amino acids. The transcript is spliced from 16 exons.